This is a messenger RNA of Fraxinus pennsylvanica, 516 nucleotides long. The record is from the annotation of a GenBank genome assembly. Lineage: Eukaryota; Viridiplantae; Streptophyta; Magnoliopsida; Lamiales; Oleaceae.
AUGGUGGUGCUCUUUUAUGUUAUUAUAAAGAAAGAAAGGGCCAAUAAUGAAGUACAAAUAUUUUUUGAGGGGUGUCUUCAGCUCCUUUUGAGGAAUGCCUGGGAAAGAAAGACUCAUUAUCCCCGUCAGCUUACGAGAGCUCUAUUUUUUGGGAAUACGCCCCCUGAUCAGGUUCAAGACAAAGGGGUCUGGUUUACAUCUUAUAUAGACGUCCCUAAAUAUCGGAGGUCUGUACUUACUUCAGGCAUGUUUCCCUCUGGUAAAACAUACGAUGAAACAUCUGAGCAGGAUCAUGAAACUGUAACUACAGAAUUGGUUGAGAAUGGUAAGGAGGCGAGUACUGGAAAUGGGCUCCAGUUGAUUGAUUAUCCUAUAGUUCCAACUCAAAGUUCGGAGGCAGAAGUCUCGGCUCUACCUUUGGAACGUUGUAUGAGGAUAGUGCCUCAUGACCAAAAUACUGGGCUUUCUUGGUCACUUCGUAAACCAAGAUGCAUGUGCAGCCUUAGCAUUAUGUAG